AUGUUCUCUUCUCCUCCGUUCUCUUUUCUCCUCCUCCUCCUGCCCGCGUUCCUCUCUUCUGUCCGUGCCGAUGUCACCGUCGAGGCCUCCAACAGUACCAACGAUAUCCCCAGUGCCCGCUUCCAUUUGCACAGCCACGUCAGCCUGCUGAACAAUCAAAAACUCGCUCCACUGACCGCAGCCUUGACGACCUUGUCAGACGCCCAACUCCAGUCCUUCAAUCUCACUGGCCCUACGGUCGUUGCCAAUCCCAUUAAUUCUUUCUCGCUGCCCAAUUCUUCCAUCGCCUGUAUCUCCUGUGACCAAUCAGAAUAUGUGUCGGGGUUUGUGACUGCCAGCGGCACCAUCAGCGACGUCAUCUCCGCAGGAAACGCUCUAGCCAUCCUCCUCUACAGUGAAUCGGCCGGGCAUUGCGACUACUCGUCCGAUGAGAACUUCGCCAACGUUUUUACUGUGCUGAAUCCCGAUGCUGCCAAGGCCCUGCUCAAUUCCACCGGCUCUUCUCUCAGCAUCCUCUCCGCCAUGUCGACGGCAUACAUUCCAACCGGGACCCCGGACCCGGUCCCCGGCCAGCAGAACAACGAUAGCCCCAACACGGCGAUGAUCAUCCUCUACAGCAUCACGGGGAUCAUCACCGCGCUCUUCCUGGGCAUCAUCAUUACGGGCGCAGUGCGGGCCCAUCGCCAUCCAGAACGAUAUGGACCCCGCCGAAUCGCCGGACGGGUGCGGCAAAGUCGAGCACGAGGGAUAGCCCGAGCCAUGCUCGAAACGAUCCCCAUUGUCAAGUUUGGCGACAAUGCAGACAGCGUCGAGGCUGCCAAACGUGACGUGGAGCUGACCAUGAACCCCGAGGAAACGCCCCGGGAGCAUUUUACGCCUCGGACCGACAGUAUCACCGCGGUGGAAAUGUCUGCACCAGGCGAAACCCAGCCGUCACCACCAGAACAAGCAUCCGACGACCCCCAGACGACGACCGCUCAUGAAUCCAAACCCGAUGCAGUCCCCGACACGGGCAACUUCUCCUGCCCGAUCUGUACAGACGACUUCAUCAAGGGCCAAGAUCUCCGCGUGCUGCCGUGCAACCACCAGUUCCAUAUGGAGUGCAUUGAUCCCUGGCUAGUGAAUGUGUCUGGCACCUGUCCUCUCUGCCGCAUUGAUCUCAACCCGCCCCCAGCCGAAGAGAAUGCCGAGCCAGGAGAGGGCGAGACCGGUGAGAACACCAACACAGAGGCCACCCCCGAUGGUACCGCAACUCCGACCGCCGAUACAACGCACCAUCACCCGCACCGACGACUCACGACGCUCCUGCACGGCCACAGCCCUCUGAACGCGCGGCACAUGCACGAGGCCACCGUCGAAGAGCGCCUCGCUGCGCUCCGACGGGUGCGCGAGGAAAACCAGGGCCAGGGCCAGGGUCAAGUUGAGGGAUCGCGCCGGAGUCGCAGCAGACUCACGACACGUCUGCGUGACCGGUUCCGCAUCCGCACCCGCGCUCAUGGCGUCGAGGGUUCUUCUGGUGUGCAAACACCCGCUGAACCCGCGGUGCCAGGCCCGACUCAACCGACGCCCGCUGCUGAGCCGGAGACAUGA
Penicillium lagena is the source of this 1590-nucleotide messenger RNA. Its product is annotated as RING-H2 finger protein. NCBI's taxonomy places the organism in Eukaryota, Fungi, Ascomycota, Eurotiomycetes, Eurotiales, Aspergillaceae. The coding region runs from base 1 to 1590 and encodes 529 amino acids. The record is from RefSeq and is a predicted model, not a curated record. The transcript is spliced from 4 exons.